AUGGGUGACCUAACGGACCCACAAAUGACGCCGUCCCAUGCCACCGCCGCCACCCCCUCCUCCAACCCUCGCCCCAUGCCCGUCCGCGAAGACUGCUGGAGCGAAGACGCUACCUCCACUCUCGUCGACGCCUGGGGCCGCCGUUACCUCGAGCUCAACCGCGGGUGCCUCCGUCAGAAGGACUGGCAGGAGGUCGCUGACGCCGUCAACGCCCUUCACGGCCACACCAAGAAGACCCACCGCACCGACGUCCAGUGCAAGAACCGCAUCGACACCAUCAAGAAGAAGUACAAGUUCGAGAUGAAUAGGGUUUCGUCCUCCAACGGAGCCCUAACCUCUUCUUGGCCUUUCUUCGAGAGGCUCGACGCUCUCAUCGGAUCUAACUACAAGAAGCCGUCUCCUUCGCCCCCGGUCGCUGUUCCGUUGCCUUUAGGGUAUAGGAAGACGCCGUCUCCGGCGACCGUUGUGACGGCCGUGGCGCUGCCGCAGAAGCGGUCUGCGUCGUCUGCGGCGGUCGACGAGGGUUCCUUCAGGAUGAAUUACUCGGCUGUGGCUGCGGCGGCAGCGGCAGGGGCUGAGGAUGAGGACGACGAGGACGAGGAUGAGGACGACGAGGUGAACUACGAGGUUGAUGAGGAGGUUGAGAUGGAGAGGGAGAGAGAUAGCGGAGGCGAGAUUGGAGGAGGAGGAGGAGGAGAAGGGUUGAAGAGAUUGGCAAGAGCGAUUGAGAGGUUCGGGGAGGUGUAUCAGAGAGUGGAGGCCGAGAAGUUGAGGCAGAUGGUGGAGUUGGAGAAGCAGAGGAUGCAAUUCGCCAAUGAUUUGGAGGUGCAGAGGAUGAAUAUGUUCAUGGACACGCAGGUCCAGCUCGAGCGGAUCAAGCACGGCAAGCGAUCGGGCUCUAAUGGUGAGGCAAAUCUUUCCUCUUUCUUGUGUGUGUUUGGUUUGAGUUUGUAA
Molecule: messenger RNA, 954 nt
Organism: Prunus armeniaca (apricot)
Lineage: Eukaryota; Viridiplantae; Streptophyta; Magnoliopsida; Rosales; Rosaceae
Source: the annotation of a GenBank genome assembly